CAAGAAAACCGAACUCACUCGGCCACUUGACUGUCACCUUCUGCAGACUUCCGAGCAUCGGAGCUCUGCGACUACGGACGGACGGCGUUGUUUUCAUUCCUUAUCACCUGCUAAUCUCUUCCUACUCUUUGUCGAUUCCGCGAGAUCUUUGUCUUGGCGGUUCUUCGCUCAUUUGUUACAAUGACUCGAGUUUAUAUUGGUAAUCUGGAUCCACGCGUUACGGAGAGGGAUCUCGAAGAUGAAUUUCGAAUGUUCGGUGUUCUUAGGAGUGUUUGGGUUGCUAGAAGGCCUCCAGGAUAUGCGUUUAUUGAGUUUGAUGAUCGCAGGGAUGCUCUAGAUGCAAUACAAGCAUUAGAUGGAAAAAAUGGUUGGCGUGUGGAGCUUUCUCACAACUCUAAAGGUGGUGGAGGAGGUGGUGGUCGUCGUGGCCGUGGUGGUGGUGGUGGUGGUGGUGGUGGUGGUGAUGAUUUGAAAUGUUAUGAAUGUGGUGAGCCUGGACAUUUUGCUCGUGAAUGCCGUUCACGUGGGGGCUCACGAGGUGUUGGAGGUGGUCUGCGUCGUAGUCCUUCUCCUCGGCGUCGUCGGAGUCCAAGCUAUGAAAGAUAUGGCCGCAGGAGUAACAGUCCUCGUGGUAAAAGAUCCCCACGACGUCGCAGCAUUACACCUCCUAAGCGUGGUCGUAGCUACAGCAGAUCUCCUCCAUACCGUCAUGCUCGUCGUGCUUCACCUUAUGCUAAUGGAGAUUGAUGCUGGAAUCAAGGCUGGAUGCUGUGCUGGUAGAACUUAGAUGAUGGUGUUUCUGCUAUACUGUAGUUCUAAUAGGGAAUUGUGGAGUGAACCGGAAUCAUGUAGUUAAGUUCGUCUGACAAUUGGUUCUCUUUGAAACCUGGAUUUGGAUGGGUGUCUACGAAGUGUUUUAAGCCAUGAAAUGGGGUUCUGUCUGGCACCAUUUUGUUGUUGGCUCUCUUCCGCCCCCUCGCUGAAACUCGGAGGUUUCUUUCUUGCUUUCAAAAUUAUAUCUACUACCUAGAGUUCUUAUAUAUAACCUUUCUGUCUAUUUAUCAAUAUUUCUUUUUCAUUGGACGAUCCUAAAGAUUUAUCUGUUGGCUGUUUUUUUUUUCUUUCAUGUUCUUUUGAGGUGUGAUUUUCGGCUAAUAUGGCAUCUUAGUGCUUCACUACGGUUCUCAAUAUCUGCUCUGCUCCUCAAUCAUCUUCUUGUUUCUACAACUGGUUGCAUGCUGUUUGUAUUGCACUCUUCUGCAAGAAGGCUGCCUAUAUUGUUAAAUCCUCUUUUUAGGUGGUUGAAGAAGAUGAAGCUGUUUUUAUGUGAUUUUCUGCUCAUCAUCUUCUCUCUCGCCUAUCAACGUUUUACGAGCUCCUUCUAUUACAUUGCACGAAACUAUCGUGAGAGAUUCUACUCGUUUUAUAGCUUCGGCAUCUUGUGAGCUUCACAACUUGUUUAUUGCACUCCCCAACUCUUCUGCCCCUGCUCCACCAACCUACCUUUCACUAUAGUAAUGCUUCCUUCAAUCACACUUCUCCUUAGGUUAGACCACCGCCACUGUUGUCUUCUUCUCAUUAGUUUGUGGUGGCUGCUUAUUUAUAUAUUCUCUGAUUGUUUCUUGUUUGUUCUUUGCAUAGAGAAAUAUACAUUUGAGACCCCAUUUUUAAUUAGAGAUUCCUCAUUAUUUGGUUUUA
Messenger RNA from Cucumis sativus (cucumber), 1698 nucleotides. RefSeq names its product serine/arginine-rich splicing factor RSZ21. Gene Ontology annotation, molecular function: zinc ion binding; RNA binding. The record is from RefSeq and is a predicted model, not a curated record. Gene Ontology annotation, cellular component: nuclear speck. NCBI's taxonomy places the organism in Eukaryota, Viridiplantae, Streptophyta, Magnoliopsida, Cucurbitales, Cucurbitaceae. Gene Ontology annotation, biological process: mRNA splicing, via spliceosome. The transcript is spliced from 6 exons. The coding region runs from base 181 to 747 and encodes 188 amino acids.